CAUUUCUUCUCUUGCUUUGUGUGCUACAAGGAGUGAAGUGUGGCGGCUUUAACUGCCGCACAUAUGUGCAAAUUUCUAUGUCGAAAACAGACGGACAGACUUUGCCGCUUACAAAAAUUCUAAAGUAAUACUAACAUACGCGUCGAUAAUGUCCCUUUAUGGUAAAUGAAUAUUUUAUCCACCUAAAAUAAACCCACUAUGUACUGAAGUAGCGCAGGUCGUUCAAUAAAAGAGCACCGGACACUUCAUUAAUGCGACGAAACCUUAGAAAUAGGAUUUGCAAGUGAAAUAAUGUCUUCAGCACUGGAAUGAAGCUAAAAAAUUGCCACUAUGAGCUGAACUAAGUCUUUUUAUUCUGAAGUAAUUCCAGUCAACGCUGAAUCUGGACUAAAACAACAGUGGUUAGUAAACCCAGUAGGUUCUGAGCUGCUUCUAAAAAUGCCUGAAACAAGCACAGGGUGCUACGUUAGUGCAAGUCAUGCUGAAAACCAGCACUGAAUUGUAGCUUCUAUGCAUAAUCAAUCCAUUUCAUUAUUCACUCAUUAUAGAAUGUUAGAGUUAAUUCAGAACCUGCGAGAUUUAAUUUAGCAUUAUAGUAAGCUUGGGUUCGAUUCAACACCGCACACGUGCAAUAGAAAUGAUGCAAUGCCUAUACUGGGGAUUCGGAAAAUAGUAACGAACAACAAGGCGGAGAGAGAAAGAUGAAUAUAUAUAAGACAAAUUGUGAAGCCGUGUAACUGGGAUGAUAUGUUUAUAUAAACAAAGAUUCAGUGAUUAGCAUAACCGAAUUAUAUUACUUUUCAUUACUACUGAGACUUCGUCGACCACAAGAAUGUUGUGGUCGGCUUUUUUUAUGUGUGUGAUAUCUCAAAUCCUUCUGAAUAUCGACAGUUUAUGUUGGUAACGUAAGUACUCCAGACCUUUAGCUGAUUUACCCAACAAGGAUAUGGGCUUUUCUUUGAUCACAGAGUUAAUAGUCAUGAAUUAAACCUCAGCGAAAAAAAAGAGAGACCAUCACGCGCAUAUCCAUGUAUUUGAAUAAAAAUGCAGACUACCAUUAUGGAUGAUUGCUGAAUUAUCCAAUUUUGGCUUUAGAAUAUUUUUGUUUCUUUCUUCACAGUUACAUUUAGGAGACAAAUGGCACCUAAUGGUCUCUAAAAGUAUAUGGCUACUAUGAAGUAAUAUUCUUUGAAUUCGAAGACAAUCAGUUGAUAAAGCCAAUCAGGUGAAAUGAUGCUUGAUUCCUGGGCAUGAACUACAGUUUCAACCAGUUGUUAAACGACUAAUUUCCGUUCACUAUCACUAAGCAUUUCUGAAGUUAAGCCACUAGGUCUCAUUGUUCUCACUUACUUCUAAUUACCUAUGACUUUCUCAAUACUCUAAAGUGUUGAAAGCUUUAAGGCUGUCAUUCAUUCGAUCUACAACUAGAAGCCAGAUGAACUAUUAGUUCAAGGGUCCUACACAUUAUUUUAUUUGUAAGUCAAUCACUAGUAGCUAUGCACAAUGCUAACAACUUGCAUUAUGUUUUGUGAAGUUCGGAGGUUAUCUAGAUUGUAUACUCAUACUAUCUGUCUAUAUGUGUGUAAAAUCAUAAGAUGGAUUCUGAGAAAUACUAUUUCUCUAAAAUCCAACUCUAUGAUCCAAAUGAAAUUACAAACUAUGGAAUACAAAAACAAUUCCAACGAAAGAAGAGGAGAAAACUGGCAAAACUCGAGAGAGAAGGAAUAUUCAUCGGCAAAGACCCUAUAAAUUUGUUGAAAAAAGCUACCAAGAACUCGGAAUCAACUUCCAGUAACUCAGAUGUGACAUCCAACGAUUUUAUACGCAAGAAGUGGAGAAUCGCAUCCCUAAAAGCUCAAGGUGUGAAGGUUAAAGAUGACAUAUCACUGCUUAAAAAAUCAGCUAAAAAAGUACAAAAACUCAAGAGGAAAAGUGCUAAAAAUUGGAAGAAACGCACAGAAGCCACUGAACAAAAGAUGCGUGAUAAACAAAUGAAAAGAACAGCAAAUAUCCAAGCAAGAAGGACGAAGAAGCUUUCGAAAAAAAUUCGUAAAGCUCGUGAUAGAGGGAGAAUUUUUACUGCAUCUGAGUAACACUAAGUUGUAAAUAAUAAAAAAACUAUUUUUCUA
Molecule: messenger RNA, 2129 nt
Organism: Trichobilharzia regenti
Lineage: Eukaryota; Metazoa; Platyhelminthes; Trematoda; Strigeidida; Schistosomatidae
Source: the annotation of a GenBank genome assembly